UUUUCUAUAUGCGGGUGUGAGUGUACGUGAUACCUACCAAGUACGUAUCUUAAAUCAUAUCCUCAGUCAGACUUUCUGAGCAUAAUGUCCAUGUGAUAUGUAUUAGAUACAUAAGCACCAACAUGUAUAUGCUGUUGUAUGUUUCUUAUAUCAUUAUACAUCCCGUUACCCUCAGCCCUGUCUCCCGCCUAUUCUGUAAGCCUACGGUUACAAGGUUCAUUCCAGGGAAUAAUCCAAAGAGCAUAAGAUUUUUAGAUCAAAAAUUGUCAAAAAGGAACAAAACAAAAAUAAAAAGCCCGCUUACACCUGAGUGGAACUACAGUGGCAGAGAACACACGCGAUCAUUCCUGAACACCAAACCCCCAGCGAAGUAACAUAUAGGAAACACGAAUAUGGGGAUGAACGAGUGGCAGACUCAAAUC
Aspergillus pseudotamarii is the source of this 422-nucleotide messenger RNA. RefSeq lists its product as uncharacterized. The coding region runs from base 123 to 374 and encodes 83 amino acids. The record is from RefSeq and is a predicted model, not a curated record. Lineage: Eukaryota; Fungi; Ascomycota; Eurotiomycetes; Eurotiales; Aspergillaceae. The transcript has a single exon.